Messenger RNA from Gopherus flavomarginatus (Mexican gopher tortoise), 808 nucleotides. RefSeq lists its product as uncharacterized. The record is from RefSeq and is a predicted model, not a curated record. The transcript is spliced from 2 exons. Bases 16 to 747 code for a protein of 243 amino acids. NCBI's taxonomy places the organism in Eukaryota, Metazoa, Chordata, Testudines, Testudinidae.
CCUAUUGCAAAGCCCAUGAGGGAAACCGCUGCUCAGGUGCUGCCCCCACGACCUGCUGUUUUUACAAGGAGCUGGACACGAUACUUGGGGGUGACCCCACUGCCAAUCCAACGACCACGAUGGACAGUUCAGAGCAGGGAGAGGAGAGGGAGGUGGGGGGGGGAAGAAACCGAGAGUGAGUGUACUGGGGUGGGGGGAGACACCCCAGAGUCCCAGGAGGCAUGCAGCCAGGAGCUCUUCUCAAGCCAGGAGGAAGAUAGCCAGUCGCAGCAGCUGGAACUUGUUGGUGAAGAAGAAGCAGAGGAGCGGGUUCCCGUGUCCUUGACUAGUACUAGUAACAUACCGGCCCUAUCACAGACUGCUGAAAAGCUACAAAACCUGAGGAGGAAACCAAGAAAAAGCAAAGAAGAUUUGGUGAAAGCAGUUAUGAAUCAGUCUGCCAGAGAGAGCAAGAGGCUUCAGGACUGGAGAGAAAAGAUUCAGCAGUGGAGGGAAACACAAAGCAGGAGAAAGGAAUUGGCUAAGAAGAAAAGCACUAAGCAGCUGAUAAGCCUCCUGGUGCGCCAAACGGACUGUAUGCAGUCACUGGUAGCCAUGCAGGCAGAGCACUACCAUGCUGACCGCCCCUCUGUCCCAAAGCUCUCUCCCUUGUGCCUCAAUGUCAGCUCAAAACCCCCUUCUCCAGCUUCCAGGUUCUUACCACCACCAGCUGCCCCCAACACCUGUACGUUCACCUACCAGCCCUGAGAACUACGACCCUUACCCUAUGCACUCAACCCCCAACAUCAUGCAGCAUUUUCAUCCUGAA